GGGGAAUGGGCGGCUGAGAACUGGUUACUAAUUCACCCAAUCUCCGUGCUGGCAGAGCCUCCCAAGGUGACAGUGAGCCCCGAUCCCCUGGACCUGGUGCCCGGGCGGGAACAGACGGUGACAUGCGAUGUCAGCUCCUACUACCCGCUGGACGUAACGGUGAGCUGGACGAGGAAGAGGGCCGCUGGGAACAGUAGCUCCGAGCCCAUCGCCAACAGCGUGCUGAGCGGUCACAGGCAGAACCCAGAUGGCACGUACAAUAUGAGCAGCUACCUCACCCUGCAACCAUCCUGGGAGGACCACCACUCCGUCUACACAUGCCACAUCAGCCACGUGUCGGUCAAGACCCCUGUCUGCAAGAGUGUCACCUUGAAUGUCGCAGGAGCGUCUGGUCCUUCCAUGGAUGACGUCAUCGGCAUGUUUCUGUGCUCGUUUGUUCUGUAUGGGACGUUAAAAUUCCUCCACUGGAUAUUCACCGAGAAAGUUUAUCCUUUGGUCUUUGGAUCAGCAGAAGAAACAGCAAAGGUAAAAACAUA
This is a messenger RNA of Rhincodon typus (whale shark), 536 nucleotides long. RefSeq names its product tapasin-like. The annotation marks the transcript as partial. The transcript has 3 exons. The record is from RefSeq and is a predicted model, not a curated record. Lineage: Eukaryota; Metazoa; Chordata; Chondrichthyes; Orectolobiformes; Rhincodontidae.